AUUAUAGGUCUUCAUUUGGAUCAAGCAGACACAAACAGAGAGAAAGAAUAAAGAAGAAAGAUCUCUCUUAUCUUUCUUCUUUAUCAUCCAAUUCAACUUCUUCUUCUUCUUCUUCUCUCAUUCCAUGUCUCGCACUCCUAACUACGAGUUCCAGGAAUGGUGGAACAAGCAGCGUGAGAAGAACAACAACCUCGAUCCCCUCAACGACGCCAAGCUCGACCACUCCCACUCCGCCUCUCCGCCGCCCUUCACCGCCCUCGACGUUGACUCCUCCUCCUCCUCCGUCGCAUCCAAAAAAGAACGCUCCCGGAGCGCUCGCCAGCUCUCCUGGGUAUGCCUUCUCAAAUGCCAGCAGCUCGCCGCCUCGCUCGGCUGGCUCUACGGUGGCGUCUUCCACCUCGCCCGCACCGCGCACCGCCGGAUCGCGGACUCAGCGUCGCUGCGGGGCGACUCGUCGCGGCUCUACCGCGCGAUCCGCGUCUUUCUCGUGGUGGUGAUUGUGCUCUUGGGGUUCGAGCUCGUCGCGUAUUUCAAGGGAUGGCAUUUCAGGCGCCCCGAUCCCAGCGACGUCCUGGGCAUGCUCGCCGUCGUUUACGCCGUGUGGGUCGACGCCCGCGCCCGGUACAUGUCGCCGCCGUUGCAGAGCCUGGCGAAUUUGUGCACCGUUUUGUUCAUCGUGCAGUCGGUGGACCGGGUCGUUUUGAUCUUGGGGUGCUUCUGGAUCAAGUUUCGGAGGCUGAAGCCUGUGGCAAGUGUUGAUUACGAUACUGUGGGUAUUAGCGCGGAGGAUUUCCCGAUGGUGUUGGUUCAGAUUCCCAUGUGCAAUGAGAGGGAGGUUUACCAGCAAUCCAUUGGAGCAGUUUGUAUCCUGGAUUGGCCAAAGGAGAGAAUGCUCGUUCAGAUUCUUGAUGAUUCUGAUGAAGUAGAUACCCAACAGCUUAUCAAGGCAGAAGUGCAUAAAUGGCAACAAAGGGGUGUUAGGAUAAUAUAUAGGCACCGGCUUCUACGUACAGGCUACAAGGCAGGGAAUCUUAAAUCAGCAAUGGGCUGUGAUUAUGUUAAGGAUUAUGAGUUUGUGGCAAUUUUUGAUGCUGAUUUUCAGCCAACACCGGAUUUCUUAAAGAAAACAGUGCCCUAUUUCAAGGGAAGGGAUGAUUUGGCAUUAGUUCAGGCAAGAUGGGCAUUUGUAAACAAGGACGAGAACUUGCUUACGAGAUUGCAGAAUAUCAAUUUGUCUUUCCACUUUGAGGUAGAACAACAGGUGAAUGGUAUCUUCCUUAACUUCUUUGGCUUUAAUGGAACUGCUGGUGUGUGGAGAAUAAAGGCCCUUGAGGAAAGUGGUGGUUGGUUGGAGCGAACGACUGUUGAGGAUAUGGAUAUUGCUGUUCGUGCUCAUCUUUGUGGAUGGAAGUUUAUAUUCGUCAAUGAUGUUAAGUGUCUUUGUGAACUUCCAGAGACCUACGAGGCAUAUAAGAAACAACAACACCGGUGGCAUUCAGGUCCAAUGCAGUUGUUUCGCUUAUGUUUUUUUGAUAUACUUCGUUCAAAGGUUAGUUGGGCAAAGAAGUUCAAUUUGAUAUUUCUUUUCUUCCUCCUGAGGAAACUUAUCCUGCCAUUUUAUUCAUUCACCCUAUUCUGCAUAAUUCUUCCAUUGACCAUGUUCCUUCCCGAAGCUGAGCUCCCAGCCUGGGUUGUAUGUUACAUUCCUGGAGUUAUGUCCCUCUUAAGUGUUCUCCCAGCUCCACGUUCAUUUCCAUUUAUAGUUCCUUAUCUUCUAUUUGAGAACACUAUGUCAGUAACUAAGUUCAAUGCCAUGGUAUCUGGAUUAUUUCGCUUUGGAAGUUCUUAUGAGUGGGUGGUUACAAAAAAGUUGGGAAGAUCAUCAGAGACAGAUUUGGUUGCCUUUGAGAAAGAAUCUGAACCCCUAAUGCGAUCUAACAGUCUCCAUAGAUCAAACUCAGAUUCAGGCCUUGAGGAACUAAGCAAACUAGAAUUGUCAAAGAAAACUGGGAAGACCAAGAGAAAUCGUCUCUUCAGGAAAGAACUUUGUCUUGCAUUUAUUUUGUUGACCGCCUCAGUUAGAAGCUUACUAUCUGCCCAAGGAAUUCACUUCUACUUCCUCUUGUUUCAAGGGAUAAGUUUUCUGGUUGUUGGUCUUGAUUUGAUCGGAGAGCAGGUAAGUUGAUGUCCAGAUUUUGGAUUUUAUGUGCAUACAAAUCCUCUUCUCAGAUCCUCGUUGAUAAAGGUCAGAAUGGCCAAACCUUAAACCAUCCUGAACACAUUGAUUUGAGCCUAAGCUGUUCAGUGGUUUUUAGCUCCCAAUUAAAGCAAAUCAGUUGCUGCUUGACACGCCAAACUUGCAGUUCUGUUUGUUUUUGGUGUAAAGACUUAUGCCUCAUUGUUGUUGCCAAGCAUAUGCCUUAAAGUUACAUAAAAGUUGUUUCAGUUCCUAAUGGCAAAUCGUAUCCACACUUUGGAAAAGAAAAGGGUUCAACGUUCCUGACCUAUAAAAUGCCAAUAUACAAUUACUUGCCUUCCUGAACUGAAAGGGUGGAGAUUGUUAGAUUAUAACAUUUGUUAUUCUUUUUCAUUGACAAACUGUACAAUCACAUAUAGUUCAUUGUGGCUUUGCUCUAUUGGUAUUUGUUAUCAGGCAGUGAGGUUUUUGACACCAAUCAGCAAGCAUUUUUAAUUUUAUUGGUUGUCUUUAUCAUGGUUUAAUUUUGUACACCUGAUUAUGAUGAAACUUUGAGCCUUGUCAAUGGAUGAUUCAAAUUUGUGCUGGUUUUA
Messenger RNA from Vigna umbellata (rice bean), 2790 nucleotides. It is a transcript of the gene CSLC6, whose product is annotated as Cellulose-synthase-like C6. Gene Ontology annotation, cellular component: Golgi apparatus. Gene Ontology annotation, molecular function: glycosyltransferase activity. The record is from RefSeq and is a predicted model, not a curated record. Lineage: Eukaryota; Viridiplantae; Streptophyta; Magnoliopsida; Fabales; Fabaceae.